AUGGGUUGUUGUUGCUGUGGAAAAGGCGGUUUGUUAAUCUUGGUGCUUUUGGCAGCUGUUGGAGUCUAUCUAUGGACACAGCCAAAACAAAAGAUUGAAAUUUCCGAAAAUGGAUGGUAUGGAAAGGGAAAAAUGGGGAAAGACGAUGAAACGAUAAAAGCAUUCAAAAUAAAUGUGCCUGAAGAAGUUUUAACGGACCUCAAAACUCGUCUCUCACAAGCUCGGAUCUCCCAUGAGACGCUCGAAGAUUCCGACAAUUUCCAAUACGGUUUUAACUCUCAUUAUCUCAAGGAAGUGAAAGACUAUUGGCAAAAUAAAUACGAUUGGAGAAAACAUGAGGCAACGCUGAAUGCAUUCACUCAAUUCACAACGCAAAUCGAGGGGAUGAAGAUUCAUUUCAUUCACUCGAAACCAGCGGCUGGUUACAAGAAAAUCUAUCCAUUGUUGAUCGUUCACGGAUGGCCGGGAAAUGUUCAAGAGUUCGUUAAAAUCAUCCCGAUGCUCAACGAUCCAAAGAAAUUCGGUUUCGAUUACGAUUUCGCUUUUGAGGUGAUCGCCCCAUCGAUUCCCGGAUACGGAUUCUCGGAUAGUCCGAAGAAAACGGGUUUCUCUCAAGUCGAGUGUGCUCGAGUCUUUCACAAGCUGAUGAAUCGAUUGAAUUUCAAGAAAUAUUAUAUUCAAGGUGGUGAUUGGGGCUCGAUGAUCACGUCAAACAUGGCUCGGAUGUACAAAAAUGAAAUUCUUGCACUCCACUUGAAUAUGAACGGCGCUUUCCCGAGCGGAAUCGGUCUCGUCAAGGCGAUUCUCGGCUCGUUUGCGCCAAAAUUGUUUUUCUCCUCUCCAAACUAUCAAAACUUCAACUUACUUGAUCUAUUUAAAAUGGUGAUGGUCGAGAGUGGUUAUAUGCAUAUUCAAGCAACAAAACCGGAUACUGUUGGCACGGCUCUCAACGAUUCCCCACUCGGCUUGGUCGCGUACAUUUUGGAGAAGUUCUCGUCGUGGACGAAUUUAGGCUAUAAAGAUUUGAAAGAUGGCGGAAUCACGAAGAAAUUCACUCUUGACGAGGUGCUAACGAUUGUGACAAUCUAUUGGGUACAAGGGAAUAUCGUGAAUUCACAGCGUUUCUACAAGGAAUUCUUCUUGGAUACGAGGAACGAUUUGUUGUCAAAAGAAUACUGUGAAGUCCCGACUGCACACAGCAAUUUCGGGCAUGAACCAUUCGACAAGAGUCCCGAAGAGAUCAUGAAGCACUCGUUCAACCUCCAAUACCGGCGUGAGCAUCCCGAUGGAGGGCAUUUUGCCGCUUACGAGCUUCCAAAGACUCUGGCCGGUGACAUCUUUGAGUUCAUUCGACAACAAACCACCCCGAAACCGAAGAAAACUGACGAGUUG
Messenger RNA from Mesorhabditis belari, 1392 nucleotides. The record is from the annotation of a GenBank genome assembly. NCBI's taxonomy places the organism in Eukaryota, Metazoa, Nematoda, Chromadorea, Rhabditida, Rhabditidae.